Messenger RNA from Hypoxylon trugodes, 3173 nucleotides. RefSeq names its product SNF2 family N-terminal domain-containing protein. The record is from RefSeq and is a predicted model, not a curated record. The transcript has 12 exons. Lineage: Eukaryota; Fungi; Ascomycota; Sordariomycetes; Xylariales; Hypoxylaceae. Gene Ontology annotation, molecular function: ATP binding; ATP-dependent chromatin remodeler activity. Bases 195 to 3089 code for a protein of 964 amino acids.
UGCAUAAUUAAAAGAAUCACGGGCUGACAAGUUAGCCUGCAUAUGGGCUGUAAAAUACCUUCGGUACAAGGCCGCAAUACAUCCUCGAUCUUUAUCCGAUAUACAUAGGGCUGGUCUGUUGUGUCAAGAACACGGUCUACCGACUUCCCUAUGCUUCCAAUGCUAUUUCUAGUAUCCUGACUCAAUUAUUCGUCAUGUCUACAUAUUUCGAUCUCGAUAAUAUAAGCCAACCCAAAUCGAAGCGCCCGCGUUUAGACGAGGCACCGAUUUGUUCGUCGGGCUUCACUUUUACCGCAAACAAUACCCUCCCUGCGAUAGAGGCAUCAGAGUGGUCAAAUCUAGGUGGUCAUCUUGACACGGAGCCUACGGAUGUCUGUCACAAUGUCUCUACAGGGACCUUAGACCUUUUACCAAAUUUUGACAAUCCUUUAUCGCAACCAUUCGGGUCAUGGUCGCAGCAGCCUGGUACUUUCCUUGGGGCAGGAAAUGAGGCAUUUGCUUCUGCACAUAUAGAUUUUACGAUCAACCAACCCCCAUGUUUUACUCUGCCCAAUAUCCUAAGUUCAUAUACCCCGGAUGAGGACGAGAUGGUUUGCUUCGGGAUGGUCGACAACAUAACGGCAACCUAUGAGCAACGGAGUCAGGAAGCGCUUUCACCCUACUUCACGGUACAAUUGAAACCUUCGGCUCAUUUUACUUCAGACAUAUAUAAAUCCUUCUUAGGUCGCAUCCAGACCGAACAUUGCCAUAUGAUAGAAGGUCUUCUGGAAGAAAAAUCCCUAAAACUACACGUAAGGUGCACGCCCGCCCAAGGGCAGAGUACCAAGAAAAGGGGGCGGAGUAACAACGUACUAUAUUGUUCUCUAAGUAUUAUUAUAUACGGACCUCUUGGAUUAUUCGGCGACAUUGGUGAUUGGUUCCAGGACUACGGGGUUUACCUACAGGAUCCGGAAUCAUGUAACCUCGACGUACCAGAUACCAAAUACUAUAACCCGCACAGGAUGUCCUCGAGCGACUUUCAUUUGUGCCCGAUGGUCUCGGAGGUCAUAUCAGAAUCAUCUACUAUUGUACUACAAGAGCUCCCGGAACUUCCCGAUUAUUUAGAAAUACUAGGUAGCUACGCUGACUUAGAGGAAGCACCACAACCAUCCUCUAUUAAUACUGCCCUGAAGAGGCACCAGAAACAGGCCUUAACUUUUAUGUUAAAUAGGGAGAAGGGUUGGGGUUUCGGUCAUGAUUAUCCAGACAUUUGGGAGACCAUUUACAAGGAUCAUACAAGAAUAUUCUUCAAUACGGUUUCUCGAGCAUGCCAAUUCCAUGAGCCUGCGAGAUUUUCCGGUGGAAUCAUUGCAGAUCCCAUGGGACUCGGUAAGACACUAACGAUGAUAUCCUUGGUUGCUACAGAUAUAGAUUCGAAAGAGGACAUCGGCAUAUAUCAGGAAGAUACCGAAACAGGCAAGCAGGGUGUGGCAGCAACACUUGUAGUAAUCCCACCGCCAAUAUUGAAUACGUGGGAACAGCAAAUUCAGAAUCAUACUAUAGGGGGCACUAUGAUGUACCGACGACACCAUGGCAAAACACGGCUGGUCGGGAUAGAAGAGCUGAAUGGCGUCAGCUUUGUUCUUACUACUUACCAUACUGUUGCUGCUGAGUGGAAAGCAAACACAGGCACGCAGAAGUCCGUGCUCUUCUCUGUCCGUUGGAAGAGAAUAAUACUAGACGAAGCACAUUUUAUUCGCAAUGGAAAUUCUAACAUGGCUGGAGCUGUAUGCGCCCUCGAGUCUGUAUCACGAUGGGCAGUGACAGGUACACCCAUUCAAAAUCGCCUGAGUGACCUCGCAAGCCUCUUGAAGUUCGUCCGGGUUUAUCCUUACACGGACCCGAAGCAAUUCGAGGCCGAUAUAUCACGACCGUGGAAGUCUGGCGAAGAUGAAGAGGCUGUAAGGAGAUUGAAGCGACUUGCGGAAUGUCUGCUGCUAAGGAGACCAAAGGCUAUCAUCAAUCUUCCUCCUCGUAGAGAUCAGGUUUAUCCUGUUGAGUUUACGCCGGAAGAAAGACUUUCUUACGAGCGCCUGAGACAACAAACCAUAGCACACAUUGAAGAAGCACUCAGGUGCGGAACCGGAAUGUCUAUGUCGCAUGGCUAUAUCAACGCUCUGCAACAUAUAGAGUCGCUAAGACUUUUUAGCAAUCUCGGGCUCUUUUACGAAUCAAGACAUAAAAGGAGGUCACAUCAACCCAAUGGAGCAAGUGAGUGGAGCAAUACUGCACAGAGGGUUUUCGAUUCUCAGCGAGAUAUGUCGUCCAUUACCUGCUCGCAGUGUUCAUCGGCUCUGGGCCUAGCGGAUACUCUACUCGACGACACAACUUCUAAUGCAGAAGCAGCCCAGUACACUAGCUGCCUGAAGUUUAUCUGUAGCGAAUGUGUUGACAGGUUGCGUCGCCGUAGCCAGACUGCUUAUUGUGAUCAUAAUCCCCCGUGUGAUUCAGCUGCUGUGUCUACAAGUGGUGCUGCGUUAGAGGAGAUUGACAGCUCUGCCAGCCUUCAGCUCCGAAUGGCAGCUUUCAACCCCCCCUCGAAAAUAAAGGCUCUUUUAGAGGACAUCAGAGGUGUCGACUCGAAUGUUAAAUGCAUUGUAUUUUCGACUUGGAGACUGACACUUGAUCUGAUCAAAGCUGGCCUAGAUCGAGAAGGCAUCCAAAGUAUCCGUUUCGAUGGUAAAGUAUCACAGAAAGAUCGUCCAGCUGUGGUUGAAAGGUUUGAGUCGGAUCCUAACGUCCGCGUGAUGCUUCUCACAUUAUCUUGCGGAGCUGUUGGUCUUACUCUUACAGCGGCGUCGCGUGCUUAUUUGAUGGAACCCCACUGGAAUCCUACUCUAGAAGAACAAGCUCUUGCGCGAAUUCACCGACUAGGCCAAACUCGAGAAGUAACAACCGUCCGCUUCUGUGUCCGAGACUCUUUCGAAGAGGAAGUCGUGAAAAUCCAAGAAUCUAAGAAGCAACUGGCUGGCGUACUGCUUCCCCAUCAAGAUAACGGCGAUACGGAUAGUAGCCGUGGCGCUUUAGAGCGACUGCGGUCAUUGCUUUGAGGUUUCGCAACGAGACAUGGCAAACAGAACCCUACAAAAUGAGGUCGGUCAUGGUCCGAAUUGAAUAGGCAUACGAGGAAAUCU